AUGAAAUCGGCUAUGCAAUUGUCAGAUGCUGAGAAAACUGUUGUUGCUAUCACUGAUGAUGGUAAUGAAGGUCCUCUUGAAGAUACUCCUCCUCCUGACUACUCUCUGUUUGCCCGUGUAAUAACAAAUAAAAAAGUCUGGCUCUCAACAUUCCAACGUCAAAUGGCCCAACACUGGGACGGUCGAUUUAAGGUUAAUAUUAAAGAACACUAUUCUGGGUUGUUCAUUCUCUAUUUUGGGUGCGAAGGGGAUCGAUUUCGUGCUCUUGAAAAGGAACCAUGGCAUUUUCAAGACCAUCACAUUGUUCUCUACCCACCAAUGGAUAUGCACAAUGUCACCCCUGAAUCUAUGAUCCUUUCUCCUUUUUGGGUGCAAGCCUACCGCCUGCCCUUCCUCAGUAAGUCGAAAUCCUUGGCGAGAUCAUUAGGAAACUUACUAGGAGAGUUUAUUUCUGUCCAUGAGGACUCGUUGAAUGAGGGCUGGGGUCCAUUUUUACGAUUCCGGGUUCGACUGGAUAUUACUAAGCCUUUGCUUAGGGGUAAGAUGAUCACUUUACCACGAGUUCGAGAUGAGUUCUGGGUGGAAUUCCGUUAUGAACGUCUUCCGGAGUAUUGUAUGGAGUGUGGUAUCAUUGGCCACUUAUACCAGAAAUGUCCUAUAUUUCUUGAGCAAUUAGACAAUGGUAUUGAUCCGGAACUGCCAUAUAUGGACCUAUGUUGA
Messenger RNA from Cannabis sativa, 720 nucleotides. RefSeq lists its product as uncharacterized. The record is from RefSeq and is a predicted model, not a curated record. Bases 1 to 720 code for a protein of 239 amino acids. The transcript has a single exon. Gene Ontology annotation, molecular function: zinc ion binding; nucleic acid binding. Lineage: Eukaryota; Viridiplantae; Streptophyta; Magnoliopsida; Rosales; Cannabaceae.